Messenger RNA from Prorocentrum cordatum, 3694 nucleotides. Lineage: Eukaryota; Dinophyceae; Prorocentrales; Prorocentraceae. The record is from the annotation of a GenBank genome assembly.
GUUGCCAACGCUCGCAACAUGGGCGAGCAGCUCACCCGCGGCGCAGUGAAAUACACGGACCUCGCGCACAUUGUUCUGCAUUGCUUGGGGGUUGAUAGUGCGCAUGCCCCGACGUUGACCCCUGGGAAGAUGAAGAAUAGAAUCAAGGAGAUGGUUGCGGACCGCCACGGGGAGCAUGUCGGAGGGCCAGCAGGCGACGCCAAGCUGCCCGUGGCCUUACUCCCAUCAGUAUUCAAGUUCUUCUGCGACGUGGACAUUUCCAUGGGCGAGGUGCAACAGAUAACGUCCCAGCUGCGCAUUCCCCGGGAGCUCGCGGUGGCGUCUGCGGGGGCAGACGGGGGCGGCGCCGUCGCCCCGUUCAGCCCUGACGUCUACGACGGGCUGACGCGCGACGAGAUGAAGGAGUGCUUGCGCGCCAGGGACGCUCGGGUCUUGGAGCUCGAGCGGGAGGCCAGGGCUGCCAGGGAGACAAACAGGAGCCUGGUGAGAAGGGGGGCGUACAUGGAGCAAAGGGCCGCCGAGCUCAUGGCCGCCAUCGUGCAGCUGCGCGACGAGCAGCAAGCCAUCAUGCAACGCGUCCGCUUCCGUAGCGGCUUCCGUGGCAACAUCUCCCUGAUCGGGGGCUACACGCUGGCAUUGCGGCGGAACGCCGCCCACGCAGGCGCCGCGGCCACCGCGGCGAUGGUCGCAGGUGACGACUUCCACGGGGCAGUCACGGACAGGCGCACGGUCUGGCAAUUUGAACACAGAGCCGCGGCCGCCAUUCGGUGCCGCGCGCGCGCUGCCAUGGCCACCCCCGAAGGCGCCAGGCCCCGGUGCGAGGUGAUCCAGUUUCGGUGCGACGCGACGCACCAUCAGGCCCUCGACAAGGAAAAGGUGCAUGCGUCGCAGCUGGUGCACAGGCGGGCGCCCAUGCUGGCUGCGACCACAGCCCAGGCCGUCAAUUUCGGGGACAUGGCGCAGACGCACAAGGUGGCCUGCGACUUGCAAGUGGUAAGGGCAGGCACCGCCCAAGAGACGUACAACAACGUCAAGAAGGAAUUGGCGUCCGUGGGCUGCCCCAAUUGGGAGGAGCGCUGCAUCGGCGCAGACGCAGAGAGGAACUCCAUCUGCGUCUUCGUCUUCGGCGUCGACGCGGGCCCAGACAACCAGGGCAUGGCCCCCAUGCUGACCACGGCCCUCCACGGAGUGCCGAACGUGUGCUUCAUCAUGACGUUCUGUUGCGCUCACCAGGCCCACCUGGUGAUCCUGGCCGCGCUGCAGAUCCUGGAGGGCUUUGACUGGGGCCCUGGCGCCGUUCAGCCAGCCGCGCCAGCGCCAGCGCCCAUGCCUGGGGCGCCCCCCGCGGGCGCCGCUGCCGCGCCAGGGCCAGCGGCAGGGGCCGAGGGGGUCGUCGUGCCUGCCGACGCGGCGGUGCCAGGUCAUAGAAAUGGCGGGUGGAAAUACUGGAGUUCGGUGGCGACAGUGGCAAACGUGUGGCGUUCCGCAGGGGCGGCCGUGAAGCUGAGGGGCGCGGCGGCGCGUCUGUACGACGACGCAACUGCGCAGCGGCAUUUCGGGAAAAUGCCAGGCCGCCCCUUGAAGGGCAGGUGGGGCAGGGUGGAUGCCAUUGAAGGGAUCCUGCGCAGCGGGAGGGAAGUCCUGGGCCCAGUGUUCGGGCGGGUGUUCGGAGAAGCAGUCCAGAAGGCGAAGGCCAGGGCGAAGGCGGGCCAGAAGAGACAGCGAGUUGCGCCACCACCUGGGGGCGAUGAGGAGGAUGCAUACAAGGAGAUGAUGAAGAACUACAGGGCCGUUGCGGUGAAUGUGACCAACAACCAGUUGUUCCUCGCCCUGGUUUACAUCUCCCACGCAGCCAAGGCCCCAGUCAUGCAUUUCUUCUCGUGGUUGCAGAAGCAGGUGAGGCUUCACAACCAACGGCUCGCAGCGGCCGAGAGGGAGCGCCGCACUUACUUGGGCCCGACCCCGCUGAGCAAUAUGAUGGCGGGGCAGGUCGCCGCUACCAUGCAGGGCAUGGAGAACCUUCUCACGGAUGCAGCGUCAACGGCCGAGAAUGCGUGGGGCGGCUUGUGGCCGCUCCUACCCAAUGAGGCGCACCGCGCCCGCGCCGUGGCGCUGAUUGUCCGCCUCGUCCUGGCGAUGGCCGCGUCGUGGCAGCACAGGUUUGUCGCUAGACAGGAUGACUUCCCCUACCUCUUGCUCAGGAUCCCGCUCGCCUCGGACAGGAUGCAGAUAAAGAAGAGCCAGAAGCUGUCCGUGGAAGAAUGCUUGGAACUACACAAUGAUGUGAUGGGGUUCGCGGGGUCGCCCGAACAGCUGGCCCGCUUUGAGGAGGGGCCGCCCGAGAGGGUCCCUGCCCCAGCGGGGGCGCCCGAUUGCCCCCACCAGAAGGGCGCGCUGGCUGUGCUUGCCGCGCGGUACGCGCUGUCCAUCCAUAGGACUGUCCUUGCAGAUGUCACUGUCGUCUUGGACGCGCCCGACUUGCAGCCUUUCGUGGUCUGCUGGAGUUAUGGUUCCGUCCCGUGGGUUGCGACGGGCAGGCUUGUCGGCCACGGCUUGUUCCAGUUCUUCCAACUUUCGGCGCCGUUGAAUGUGGUGCCUUUGAUGGACGUUCUCCUACGGUCUGGUUGCCUUCUCGCCGACGCCGCUGGCGGGGCUGCGAAUCCUGCGACGCGGACCCAGAUCACGCUGCGGCGCCGCUGCGUCGCGUGGGAGCAGAACUUCACGGCCCGCGUCCUGGAGGGCGCUGAGAUGGAGCUCACGUUCAACCCCGCGAAGAAGCCACCCAAUAGGAAGAAUCGGCCCGCGCCGCCGCGGGGCGCUGGGGGGCCAGGGGCGCUCGGCGACGCUGGCGUCGGAGGCGCAGGGGCCGACGCGGGCGACGUGGAGGGCGAGGGGGCCGACGACGCGGAGUUGGAGGCUUGGCUGGAGUACUUGAUGGAAAGCGGAGAGGACCCGCUCCACGGACCAGGGGCCGCCGAUGACCCCGAAGUUGGGCUCGACGCCGAGGACGCCGAGGACGCAGAGGAGCGCUUGCUGGACGAGUUCGGUGAUGGCGACGCCGAUGAUGGUGAGCCCCCCGCGCCUGACGCGCCUGGCGGCGUGUUUGCCGACGGCUACGAACCGCCCGACAUGGCGACGAUUCGCGCAGCGUGCGUCGCCAGAGGGCGGGAGGUCACGCUGGCAGACAGGUGGGCGGGCGCCAUGUCCAACGCCACGCACCCAAUGACGCACGGCGUGAUCUCCUUGAUUGAGUUCGAGGACGCGGUCUCGUUCGUGCGCUGGGAGAAGACAGCGGGCGAGGCGCGCCCAAUCAAGUUGGACGAGUUCAACCGCGUCAAGGCUCUAGUCUUCUUCACGCGGGACGACGUGCUGAAGAUGAGCGAGAAGCCGCAUCGGGUGCUCGUGCGGGACACGGGCGUCCCCAUGAUCAAAACCAUUGGGGGCAAGAAAGAGAGGCCCCAGAUGGUCGCGUCGGCCUUGCUGCUCAAACAGAAGGCCGAAGUGGCUGCCUUCUGCGGCCCGCGCCUCAAGGACACCGUCACGGGGGAAUGCCCCCUCUGCGACGGGCACCUCAAGGAGGAGUUCAAACUACCGCCGCUCGGUGACUACUAUGUGUGCACGAUGUGCCUGACCCCGUGGCACGUCGCGUGUGCGCGGGAGGUGGAUAAGGACGUUCAGUUCACCAACUACGUAU